This is a messenger RNA of Acanthosepion pharaonis, 486 nucleotides long. Lineage: Eukaryota; Metazoa; Mollusca; Cephalopoda; Sepiida; Sepiidae. The record is from the annotation of a GenBank genome assembly.
AUGAAUAUUUUUCAUUUUGCUUGCUUCGUAAUAUCUACUACUCGACCAUUCAUAGCUUUCAUUAUUUUUUUCUGUGUUUUCGUUCUUUCUUACUCUUGUUUUCUUUCUUUUUUCUUAUUUUUAUUUUUUAAACUCCCCCUUUGUCUUAUUCCUUUCUUUGAUUUUUCUUUCUUCCAUUUUGAUUUGCUUUCGUUGUCUUCUUUCUUUCUUUCUUUCUUUCUUUCUUUCUUUCUUUCUUUCUUUCUUUCUUUAUCAUGUAUUUCUAUUUUAUUUCUUUUUUGUUUUUCUUUAUUCUUAUUUUUUCAACGUUUUCUUUCUUUGUCUGUUUGUUUCUUCCUGGUUUCUUUCUUUCUUUUUCCUUCUUUCUUUCUGUCUAUAUUUCUGUCUUUCUUACACACAAAUGAACAUGUUUCUUUUGGAAGCUUCGUAAUUUAUACUACUCCUCGACCAUUCAUAACGUUCCUUCUUUUCUUUUUCUUUUUUUAA